Colletotrichum lupini is the source of this 1227-nucleotide messenger RNA. RefSeq names its product copper amine oxidase 1. Gene Ontology annotation, biological process: amine metabolic process. Lineage: Eukaryota; Fungi; Ascomycota; Sordariomycetes; Glomerellales; Glomerellaceae. Bases 1 to 1227 code for a protein of 408 amino acids. Gene Ontology annotation, molecular function: quinone binding; primary methylamine oxidase activity; copper ion binding. The record is from RefSeq and is a predicted model, not a curated record. The transcript is spliced from 4 exons.
AUGCGUGUUACCUUCAACCCUCGUGAGGGUGCUGUUGUUCACGAUGUCCGCUAUGAUGGACGUCCGGUCAUGUACCGUCUCAGCAUGAGCGACAUGACUGUACCUUACGCUGACCCUCGCCCACCUUUCCACCGCAAGCAAGCCUUUGACUUUGGUGAUGGUGGUCUUGGUAACGCAGUCAACAACUUGACUCUUGGCUGUGAUUGCCUCGGUGUUAUCAAGUACUUUGAUGGUGUUCUUACCGAUGCCAAGGGAAGUGCCGUUGAGACCAAGAACGUCAUCUGCCUUCACGAGCAGGACAACGGUAUCAACUGGAAGCACACCAACUGGCGCACUGGCCGUGCCGUCGUCACCCGCCGCCGUGAGCUCGUCAUCCAGUUCAUCAUCACUCUCGCCAACUACGAGUACAUCUUCAACUUCAAGUUCGACCAAGCAGCCGGCAUCGUUGUCGAGGCCCGUGCCACGGGUAUUGUCUCCGUCGUCAACAUCGACCCCGGCAAGACCGCCCCCUGGGGUAAUGUCGUCAGCCCCGGCGCCCUGGCGCAGAACCACCAGCACGUCUUCUGCGUGCGCAUCGACCCCUCCGUCGACGGCCAUGAGAACACGGUCGUGCAGGAGGAGAGUCUGCCGCUCAAGAUGGACCAGCGGACGAACCCGAACGGCAAUCUGUACGAGGUCAGGCAGACGCCCAUUACGACGUCGGCGGGCUUCGAUGCCGCCCCGAUGAACAACCGCGUCUUCAAGAUCCAGAACCUCAGCAAGCCGAACCCCAUCAGCGGCAAGCCCGUCGGAUACAAGAUCACGCCGCCGGCGACGCAGCUCCUGCUCGCCGACCCCAACAGCGUGCAGUCCAAGCGUGCGCUGUUCGCGCGCCACCACCUCUGGGUCACCAAGUACAAGGACCACGAGCUAUUCGCUGGCGGCCGGUACACCCUGCAGAGCAAGCUCGAGGUCGGCGGUGUCAGCGAUGCUGCUGACAGGAACGAGGACGUCCUGAACCAGGACGUUGUCGUCUGGAGUGUUUUCGGUCUGACACACAACCCUCGCAUUGAGGAUUGGCCCGUCAUGCCCGUCGAGAUGUUGCAAUUGCACAUUACUCCCUCUGACUUCUUCACUGGAAACCCUGCGCUUGAUGUGCCUUCAAACAAGGACAUUGGCUCUCAAUUGACUUCGGGCAACCAGAGCUGCUGUGCUGAGAAGGAGGCUCCCAUCAAGAGUAACUUGUAA